AUGGAUGAAAUCUUUUCUGACUUCCAAAAUCGGGCAUUCCAAACAAGCAUCCAACACGAGGAGAGAAGGCGGAUCCGCUUCGUCGAGUUGGAUGCCACCGAGCCUUCCUGGCCCAUCCAGGAACUGAGCCAAGACUUGGUGUUGAUGUCAUACCUCUGUGGUUCCGUGCCCGAAGAGUUGAUUGAAGUCCUCUAUCGGAACGCCUUGAAAGUCUUGAAGCCUGGUGGUCGCUUGGUGGUUCACGACUUCAUGGUGGAUGAUUCCAAGGACGGUCCCGCGCUGGGCGCCUACUGGGCCCUGCAGCAUGUCACGGUGAACCCCAACGGCCUCGGCCUGACGCCGCGCUUGGUGGAAGAGCGCCUGACGCACAGCGGCUUCGUGGAGGUGGAGGCCUUUGAGAUGAUCGCACGGAUGACCAAGGUGGUGUUGGCCAGAAAGCCCUGCAGUCCUGAAGAAGCCGACGACGUGCUCACACUGCGUGGUAACGUGGAUUUGGGGUUUCUUUACAAUUCCGUGCGAAGCUUCCUACUCUGGCGAUACCUGGCAGAAAACCAUGUCUCUGACUGCCGAUGGUUCGUGAAGGUGGAUGCGGAUACCUUCUUGAACCUGUGGGCUUUGGAGGAGCGGCUACGGCGCUACUUCAAUGCGUCAGAAGAUCAAUAUCUGGGUUCCCUCAAACACACGCACCUCACGGAUGGCGGCAGCGGUUCCACUAUGCACUUCGCAGUGAAUGCUAUCGUUCUCAGCGGCAAGUUGUUGAGCACUGCCAGGACUUGGCUCAACUCCUGCUUUGAUGACAUUGUUUGGAGAAGGUUGGGCCAGGGUGCUGAGGAUGUGGACUUGGGUCUGUGCUUAAAAGUCCAUGGCUAUGUCUUACCCAAAAAGCUGGGGCAGGUUCAGGAGAUGCCGAGCCGAAACUUUGCUGCUGUGAUCACUGGAAGUUCCGGUGGAGAUUUGCUCAACACGAAAGGCACCUGUACGAUCCUGAUUCAUCCCCUCCAUGCGGAGGAAAUGUAUCAGGUUCAUGCCAAACUGCUGCAAGCCCGGGCCGCUUCCGAGCAGCCGGAGCUGUGUGACUGGCCCGAGGAUGAGGCGUUGAGCAAGACCUGGUCCGCUUACAUGGCUGGAACCUUCAAUAUCGAGAACGAUCGUCACCAGUGCUGGGAUCUCUUCUUCAAUUGGAACUUAUGUUGUCAUGAGCGCUGGGGUGAGACUGGCAAUUCCAUGUGCUGGGAUGAUGAGAAUACCUGGCACCGCUGCUGCAACAGGACAGACGCUCGCAACGAUCCCCUGCCAGAGAGACGAGGAUCAACGGAUCCUGCCAAGGCGGGGAGGGCUGCCAGGGACAUCGCUCUGGCCACCACCACGACCAGCACCAGCACGAGCAUUGCAAGGAAGGAACGAGCGAUCGGGUCACUGGGAGUUGAAGUGUUCCAGGUGAAGAACAAGAAGGAUACAAAUGCGUCCAUUGUGUCAUUGUCGAGCAGUCAGCCUAAAACGCAAGGAAAUCCCAAGUGUUGGAAGGAGGGCUUUACCUUUGACCUUUGCUGCUACUCUGCGAGCACCGUCGACUGCUGGGUUUGGCCCUUCAGCCGCGAUUUCUGCUGCUACGCGCCGUUGUCUCCCAGGGCGCCGAUCCGAAGCGGAGGACUGCGUCAGCAAGGUCCUGGGAAAAGGCCUCGGACCAGUCGUUGUCAAGAUCUGGAGGACCAAAGCUUGCUUGCUUGCCAGCUUUCCUUGGAUGAGAUGGGAGUCCUCUUCGAGCUCCCCACCAUUGGCAGCGGCGACAAGGCCAGCGGCUGGCACGAUUACCUGGGCGUCUACGAGCGCUUCUUAUUGCACCUGCCGCUCACCAGCGACCUCUUGGAGUUUGGUGUGCGCAUGGGCUCCUCUUUAGCCAUGUGGUCUGAGUACUUCCCCAAAGGCACAGUGGUAGGUGUGGACAAGAAUUUGGCAACCUUUUUUCAGACGGGUCAGCCGGUCUUGACAGCCCACGGUGCUUUCACCAGAGGCAAUGUUUAUGUCCUAGAGGCCAAUGCUUCGGACGUGUCAGGGCGACAGAAACUCGAGCGUUUGGGUUUUGAUCGUUUCGACGUGGUGGUGGACGAUGCGAACCACUGGGCAAAGGACCAGAUUGCCCGCUUUGAGCUCUACUUCCCCGAGCUACUGCGACCAGGAGGAGCAUACAUCAUCGAGGAUGUACAUAUGCAGGCGCCGUGGACCCGAGACGGCAGUAUGGUGCGCGAAUACUUUGCGAACCUCACGGCCUGGGGGCCUCAAACACAGUGCUGA
Molecule: messenger RNA, 2292 nt
Organism: Cladocopium goreaui
Lineage: Eukaryota; Dinophyceae; Suessiales; Symbiodiniaceae
Source: the annotation of a GenBank genome assembly